Molecule: messenger RNA, 1158 nt
Organism: Polyodon spathula (Mississippi paddlefish)
Lineage: Eukaryota; Metazoa; Chordata; Actinopteri; Acipenseriformes; Polyodontidae
Product: tetranectin-like protein
Exons: 3
Coding region: 70-669 (199 amino acids)
Source: RefSeq, a predicted model, not a curated record
UACAUCCAGUGAGUCAUGGUGAUAUAAAGCCAUUCCCACUGCCAUCAGCGGUUUUCAACAUCUUCAAGCAUGGCUCGGCCAGGACUUGUGGGCUUGCUUUUCCUAAGCGCAGUGAUAUUAGAGCAGGCUUUGGGGCAAAUUUCAAGCUCUAAACCUGGAAGGUCAAAUGGACCCCGACUAAGAGAUGCAGGAGGUGAUGAUUUAAAGUCACAGAUCAACAAGCUGUGGCAUGAAGUGAACUCCCUGAAAGAAAUGCAAGCACUACAGACAGUUUGCCUGCGUGGCACGAAGGUCAACAGAAAAUGCUACCUGGCCAUUGAUGAACCAAAACACUACCAUGAAGCCAACGAAGACUGUAUCGCUCAAGGAGGAACCUUAGUUAUCCCUCGAAACACUGACGAAAACAACAGCCUCCGUGAGUAUGCAAAGAAAAACUCUCCCGGAGCCAAGGAGUUCUGGAUUGGAGUGACAGACAUGGUCAAGGAAGGACGGUACGUCGAUGUCAAUGGAAUGGCCAUUAGCUACUUCAACUGGGAUCGUUCAAAGAACCAACCUACUGGAGGGAAACGAGAAAGCUGUGUGAUGCUUUCACUGUCCUCACAAGGAAAAUGGCACGAUGAUGUUUGCCGCAAUGUGAAAAAAUACCUUUGUGAAUAUCUAAUUCCUUAAUAUAAGCAUUUCCGCACUUAAUAUUAACUUAAAAAUGCAUCUUUUGUGUCUCAAUGCCGGUCAUCGUCUCUAUUAAAAAGCUUCAAACAUCUUUUUGUUUACAUUUUUACAUUUUGUUGGUACCAGUAACGCUUCAAUUGAAUGGGAUGUGCUAUUUAUUAAUUACUGAGCAAUUGUUAGAAAACAACAGUGUAGUUACAGUAUCAUUCUACUGUAAUAAUCUACUGUAAUGUCAAAUAGUAACUACUUAGUAAUUACUGCCUUUUAUAAUUCACUAUAUUUUGUGUUUAUAUAAUCAAGUUAAUCUUUUAAAAAUGUUAUUGCACUCACAAAUUGUGUAGUAAUUACAUGUUCAAUACUGCUAUUGUAGAUAGCAAGAUACUAACCCUAUUACUUCGUAAUUGUUAUGUAACGUGUAUCUACCAACUAAAAAAUGUGUCCCUUUGUUUACUCUUAACAAUGAAUGCUGAUAAACAUUAAAUACUUUAA